Molecule: messenger RNA, 2083 nt
Organism: Lemur catta (Ring-tailed lemur)
Lineage: Eukaryota; Metazoa; Chordata; Mammalia; Primates; Lemuridae
Gene: OLR1
Product: oxidized low density lipoprotein receptor 1
Exons: 5
Coding region: 73-957 (294 amino acids)
Biological process (GO): inflammatory response; lipoprotein metabolic process; leukocyte cell-cell adhesion
Cellular component (GO): plasma membrane; signaling receptor complex
Molecular function (GO): low-density lipoprotein particle receptor activity
Source: RefSeq, a predicted model, not a curated record
GAUUACAGGAGUGAGCCACCGCGCCCGGCCAGGUAAAUUACUUAAAUUCUUUUUCAUUUGUAACUGUGUGUAAUGCAUUAUUGGCAGAGCCACUGGGAGGACCAGAGGCAAGGAAUACAGAGCACCAAGUCCAGACAUGAUCCAAAGAAGGAUUUGAUUGCACGUCCAUCCUUUUUUGCCUUUCUGAUUCUAUCUUCUGUCACUCUAGGUCUUCAGUGUCUUUCUUCUCCAUGGUGGUGCCUGGCUGCUGUGACUCUAGGGAUCUUUUGCCUGGGAUCAGUGGUGACCAUUGUACUGCUGGGGAUACAAUUAUGCCAGGUGUCUGACCUCCUAAAGCAACAGCAAGCAAACCUGACUCACCAGGAAAAUAUACUGGAGGGACGGAGCUUAGCCCAGCGACAGGCAGAAGAAGCUUCCAAGGAAUCACAGAGAGAACUCAAGGAAAUGAUCGAAACCCUCGCCCGGAAGCUGGAUGAGAAAUCCAAGGAGCAAAUGGAACUUCGCCAGCAGAACCUGAAUCUCCAAGAAGCUCUGAAGAGAGGAGCAAACUUUUCAGUUCCUUGUCCUCAAGAUUGGAUCUGGCAUGGAGAAAACUGUUACCUGUUUUCCUCUGGCCCAUUUGAUUGGGAAAAGAGUGGAGAGAACUGCUUGUCUUUGGAUGCCCAGUUGCUGAAAAUUAAUAACACAGCUGACCUGGACUUCAUCCGGCAAGCAAUUUCCCAUUCCAGUUUCCCAUUCUGGAUAGGACUGUCUCUAAGGAAACCCAACUACACAUGGCUCUGGGAGGACGGUUCUCCUCUGGCACCCCACUUGUUUAGACUCCAAGGUGCUGUUUCCCAGAGGUACCCUGCAGGCACCUGUGCAUAUAUACAACGGGGAGCUGUUUUUGCUGAGAAUUGCAUUUUAGCUGCAUUCAGUAUAUGUCAGAAGGCGGCAAAUCUAUUGACAGCACAGUGAAUCUGAAGACUCUGGAAGAAAAGAAGGUCUUUGAAUUUUGAAAUUUGAGCUAUUCUCUGUCACUUGGGUGUCAAGCAUGAGAGCCCUGAGAACUGCCAGUUAUUAGCUGGCUGGGGAACUCAGCAGAGACCAAGGCUGCAGCUGCCUUGCACCUUUAUAUCAAAAGUUUUGUUUCCAUCUAUCUAUAUUUUUUCAUCUAGUUUGUCCCAACCCUUCCUGCCAGCCUUCAAUCCCUCUUCCCUUUUCUAUUUUAAAAUUUGACUGCUCUCCAAGCUUGGGAACCCUCUGCAGUCAGUCUUCUCUACUUCUGUGCCACCAUCCCCUCACCCUCCUAAAACUACACAGAAGACAGAACAUGGAGACUUGCCCAACUUCAGGCAGAAGGCAAAAAAGAGGAAAUAUACCUAGGAAACUGCACAUGAAGAAACAGAGAAGGGCAAAGACCACACUGAAACCAAGAAACUGUUGUUAACUUUAAAAGCCAUUGCUCUUUGGUUUUUAAAUUGUGAUCCAUUUCCAGACUCCACCAUUUAUUAAUAUGUAUACACACACACACACACACACACAUAUAUUUGGGGACAAUUGGGGAGACCUGGGAAGUAUUAAUAAUUAGUAAUUGGAUGGUCUUUUCUGUGAAGUAAUACACAACCCAUUAUCACUUCCUGAAUCAGUUAUUAUUUCUUCAUCUUUUCUCUACCAAAGAACAGCUUAGUCUCUUUAACCCUUCAAAAUAGCAUUUGUUAUCAUCAUAGGAUGUAUGGCCCAGAAGCAAAAACAGUAGAAUUUUUUUUUUCUCAAAGCACAUACCCUUUGUAGAUGACCUUUUCUCAACUCUGUUGUGCUGUGCUAUAAUUCAGAAACAUACACAAUCAAAAAAAUAAAAACAUUCAAUUCUAGAACAAACUGAGCCAGGUAUGCAAAUAUUGCUAAAUAGGAACAGAUGGAAUUGAAAUACCCCUUCUAUUUUCAGUGCCUCUGCUUCCUUUCCAUCUCCCCUCACAGCCUAUUCUACUUCAGAGGAAACCUUUUCAUUUUGCUGCACAUAAUCUAACAACAGUCAUAUAUAGAUAUGUGUGUGUAUCCAGGAAGUAUCCAGCCAUUGCUAACAUAAUGAGAACAUAUUAUG